CACUUCCUCUAUGUUUUCUCAAAUCAUGUGAAGGGCUCUGUCUCUCCCAAUAAGAUCUCAGAGUCCAGAAGAACUCCCACUAAACAGGCUGCUCCUGAGGAGAAGAAUGGAUGGACAGAGGGAGAAUCAAUGAAAACGUGAUCCCAAGAAACAUGCUGCCUAAGACUAACAAGGCCUUCAGGAAUCUAAGGAUCCUGCAAGUUGCCCUGACACUCUUGGUUCUUGUCCUGGCAGCUGCCCUCAAAGUGGUGAUUAUUCUGUAUUUUCAAGGGAAAAAUGACCAACUGGAGAGUGCUAAGGUCUCAAAUGAAGCUCUGAAAAGGCAAAAUAAAAUACUCAUGCAGAGAAUAUCAGAGUCUGCAGCGGUCUAUAAUGGGAGUCUCUACCAUUUUUCCUGUGGCAGAAUGUCCUGGAAAGAUGCUGAGGAGUACUGUGUGUCAAGGGGAUCUCAUCUGACCUCAGUAACUUCAGAAAAAGAGCAGGAAUUUAUUUAUAAAAAGGGUAAUGGUACCAUAUUCUGGAUUGGACUAGAUAAACAGAAGAGCUCCAACUGGAUGUGGACGGAUGGGACCCCUUUUGAUGAGUCUCCAAACAAGAUGUUUUGGUCACCAGGGGAGCCAAAUAAUGAAAACAAUAUUGAGCAAUGUGUCAAUUUCCGGACGGUUGGUCUCAAAUUUUGGAACGAUGAAGCCUGCUACAAGCAUUUCAAAUUCAUUUGUAAGAGAGACUGUGGUUCAUCUGGACUGUGCAAGUAGCACAACUUCUGCUGGCCACCAUUUUUGAAGCAAAGAGAAUAAACAAGCACAUCCAAAAGCUUUUAUUAAGUACUUUCAACAUGCCAGGCAGGACAGCCAGGUGGGGCCUUUUUGCAUAGAGUGCUGGACCCAGAGUCAAGCAGAUUCAGCUUCUGGGGUUCAAAAAUUACUAGCUAUGCAACUCUGGGCAAGUCACUUAACCCUGUUUGCCUCAGUUUUCUCCUCUGUAAAAUGAGCUGGCAAAGGCAAAGCACUCUAGUAUCUCUGCCAAGAAAACCUAAAUGGGAUUGCAAAGAGUUGGACAUGACUGAGACAACUGGACAUCAUCAUAACACGUUAGACACUAUACAAACAUCCUUUUACCUACCAUCUUCCAUUGUUCUUUCCUGCUUAAAUUUUCCCCAGAUGAACCUAGAAAAUCUGUAGAGACCUGAUCAGCUGAGCCAAAUCCUGUCAGGCAGUCAGGCAGCCAUAGACCAUCCUCUCCAUAACAUCAUACACAUACUGGGUCCACCUAUUUAGUCAAUCAUGGCCUGUGGCAUUCCUCAUACCCUGGAACAAAAAGCCUGGUCUGAGCUGCUUCUCAAACAUGAUGUUCCAUCUCCUGAGUUUGAGUACUUUCAGUGGCUCCCCCUCCCCAUGCCCUUUUCCCUCCUCUUUUUCACCUCCUGGUUUCUCUGGCUUCCUUCAAGUCUCAGUCGAAGCCUGACCCUCUGCAAGAAGUCUCCCCCAUCCAAAUUGUGGUACCUGUGUGUGUGUGUGUGUGUGUGUGUGUGUGCUUGCCUUAGCUUUAUUUCUCUGUGAACCUGUUGUCACCCAAAUUGAAUAUAAGCUCCUUCAGAUAAGGUCCUCUUUCCUCUCCUCUCCACAAAUGGGAUGGGGAAAGGGGGAGCCCCUAGAGAUUCUAUAUAAAGGUAGGCAAUCAUACAUAUACAUACACACAUAUAUUGCUUAUACACAGUCCUGGGACAAGCCACUAAGGAUAAGAGGUCACUAAGGACAAGUUAAUACCUUAAUAUUGUUCUUUUAUACUUAAUAUCCUGUGCCCAGUUGCCCAAGUGGGGAAAAUUCUGCUUUUUGUCAUUUAAUAAAAUAAUUCUAAUGCAAGUUCAUUUUCAUUUUUGGUUUCAUAUUCCCCAGGACCUAGCACUAUGCUAGGCACAAAGUAGGGAAUUCUCAAAAGUCCACCAAAUGAAUGAAUUGUAACUCCUCAGUUGUUCCUUAAGAGGCAACUAUGAUUCAACAGUUAAGAGCACUGGGCUUGGAGUCAGGAAGACCUGAGUUCAAAUUUGGCCUUAGAUACUUCCUAGCUGUGUGACCUUGGGCAAGUCACUUAAUCUUUGUCUGACAAAAGAAUCCACUGGAUCUUCUGGAGAAAGAAAUGGCAAAGCACCCUUGCCAAGAAAACCCCAAGGAUAGCUAGUCCAUGGAGUAAUGAAGUCAUUGAAUAUGAAUGAACAGCAACUACAAUUCUUUAUGGAUCCUUUGUUAAUUGACCCCAAGCAAUCUUAGUUCUUGUCUUGACUCUAUUAUCAGUGGGAACAUGCCAAUCUUUUGGUAGUACUUCCUCUCAGAUCCUCAUCUGAACCCCAGCAAAAGCUUGAGAACAAUUUCCCUGAAGACACUAGAAAUACUAACUCGGGUAGUCUCAAUGACUAUCCCUUGUCCCACAUCCAGAGCCCCCAUUCUGGAAAAGCAGGGACAUUUUGGCCUUAUUACAUAGCCAGGGGCUUUGUCCUUGCCCUAGUCAGGUCUUGGGCUCAUAUAAAACAUUCAAUCGUGGAGUGUGUUAUUCCCCAUCCACUGGGGAUCACCCACUCAUUCUUGGCUCUCUCUCUCUUCUCUUAGCUUCUGUGAUAAAAUGUGUCUUCUCAGACUAUGAACCAGGGUUGUUUAUGGUUUUGAGCCCAACUGGAGCUAAGAGGAAGUAAAAUUUCUUCCGGGGUUUUAAAAAAUAAAGCAAUGUUUCACCUUU
Monodelphis domestica (gray short-tailed opossum) is the source of this 2730-nucleotide messenger RNA. Its product is annotated as C-type lectin domain family 4 member K-like. Lineage: Eukaryota; Metazoa; Chordata; Mammalia; Didelphimorphia; Didelphidae. The record is from RefSeq and is a predicted model, not a curated record.